This is a messenger RNA of Carassius auratus (goldfish), 1184 nucleotides long. Its product is annotated as interferon-induced GTP-binding protein Mx-like. Gene Ontology annotation, biological process: receptor internalization; synaptic vesicle budding from presynaptic endocytic zone membrane; defense response to virus. The annotation marks the transcript as partial. Gene Ontology annotation, cellular component: synapse; cytoplasm; microtubule. Lineage: Eukaryota; Metazoa; Chordata; Actinopteri; Cypriniformes; Cyprinidae. The record is from RefSeq and is a predicted model, not a curated record. The transcript has 7 exons. Gene Ontology annotation, molecular function: GTP binding; GTPase activity; microtubule binding.
CUCCCUACUGAAUGAUGGUAAAGCAUCUACUCAAUUCCUGGCAGACAACCUGACCAAAGAAUUGGUAGAUCAUAUUAAGAAAUCGCUGCCCUACUUGACUGAACAGAUUCAGACUGGGCUAGUCAAUGUGCAAAGGGAGCUUAAAAACUACGAUCAGGGUCCACCUUUGGAAGUAGAGAAAAUGGGACCUUUUCUGAGUGAGAUAAUAAUGGAGUUCAGUGAUCAAAUAAAUGAACUGAGCAGAACAGGACAUUCAAAAGACAGAAACAUUCAUGCACUCAUUCAUCCUGUGUUCAAGAAUUGGGACAACUACUUAAGAAGCACUGAAGAAUCAUUCACAACAAAAGUGACGGAAAUGAUAGACAAGUACAAUGAGAUGCAUCGGGGCAGAGAAUUGCUUACAUUCAGUGACUUCUGUGAAUUUGAAAGUGUCAUCAAAGACCAUGUGGCAGCCCUUCAAGAGCCAGCUAUGGCAACACUGAAGCAUGUACGAGAGAUUGUUCAGAAUAUUUUCAAAGAGGUGUGCAAAUUAUCCUUUGACCAGUACCCUCCAAUGAGAUACAUUGUAUCUAAAAUGAUUAAUGACAUUCAGUCAAAGCAAGAGGCCAAAGUGGAGAAAAGAAUCAAGGAGUUUAUUGAUAUGGAGCAACUGGUCUUCACCCAGGACAAAGUAUUACAAAGGAAACUCGACAACUCUGAUGUCCCACAGAAAGCUAUGAUGGACACUGACACUAACGUCUACGAUGAUGAGAACAAGAUUUUUAAUUCCAAAGGCUGUGCAUUGUUGGAUACAAGAAACCUAGUUCCAGACAAACUAGUUCUCUAUUAUGAGGUUGUCUAUCAGCGUCUCACAGACUACGUGCCUAUGCUGAUAAUCCUCUUCAUGCUGAAGGAUGCAGCUAAGAUAUUACGGCAUCAAAUGCUAGAACUGAGGAACGAAGCAGAUGUGGUCAAAUUGCUGAGUGAAGACUCAGACCGAGGGCGAAGGAGAGCUGAUCUAAAGCAGCGUCUGGAGCGCCUCACACAAGCUCAAGAAAUGAUAAGCAAUAGACUCUGAGACCAUUUUAUUAGACAUCAGGGGUAUAAAUACAUGUAGCAUAUUAUGGAAAUUUCAGUUUCAGUUCUAUCAAUCAUUGAAAUCAGCGAGACACAAUUUAAGAUACAUGUCGCAAAUUGCUUUUAGA